AUGAGAAAUAAAAUGCGUUUGUAUAUUUAUUUAAAUAUAGCAGUCAUAGUUUCAAUAUUUUUAAUAAUAUUCUAUUUAUAUAGUAUCAAGCAGAUUGAUUAUUAUAGAGAAAAUGUUCACUCCGAGUUAUCCAUUAACAUUCAAAACUCUGCAAAUGAAAUUAUAUUUUACAAAAGAAAUGAUAUAGUGGUAGCCGUUGUGGCCUGUGGAGAUCGGCUCAGGGAAUCGUUAACAUUAAUCAAGUCUGCUCUAAUGUUUAGUAAAGCCAAAUUAAACUUUAUUGUUCUUGCUGAGGAUAAUUUAAUAGAAAGUUUCACUGAAAAGCUUGAAGAAUGGAAAUCGUUUACAAAUAAUGCAUUUACAUAUAACGUUCUUCCUUUAAAUUUUCCAACCAAAGAUGGAAACGAAUGGAAGAAGUUGUUUAAACCAUGUGCUGCUCAGCGAUUGUUUUUACCAGACAUUUUACCUGGUGUAGAUUCUUUACUCUAUAUGGAUACAGACACACUAUUUUUGACUCCUGUAGAAAGCAUUUGGGAGUAUUUUAAUAAAUUCAACAGGAGCCAAAUGGCCGCAUUGGCGCCUGAACACGAAGAUUCAAAUAUCGGAUGGUACAAUCGGUUUGCAAAACAUCCCUACUAUGGAAAAUUAGGUGUAAAUUCAGGUGUCAUGCUAAUGAACCUGACUAGAAUGAGGGCAUUUAAAUGGACUGAAUAUGUUGUACCUAUUUAUAGAAAAUUUAAAUUACACAUAACUUGGGGAGAUCAGGACAUAAUUAAUAUAAUAUUUCACUACCACCCAGGAAGAUUAUUCCUUUACUCGUGCAGAUAUAAUUAUAGACCAGACCAUUGUAUGUACUCAAGUAUAUGCAAAUCAGCUGAAAAAGAUGGUGUUGCUGUUAUGCAUGGAUCCAGAGGUUUUUUUCAUUCGGAGAAACAGCCAGUAUUUAAGGCCAUUUUUAACGCAUUUGACUCUUUUCAAAUAGGUAGUGAUGUUUAUAAAGAGUUUUAUCAGCCAUUAGAAACCUAUUUAGAUGCCCUUGAGCACACAAACUGCGGCAAAGUAAAGUAUGUCUUUUUGAGAAAUUUACAAAGGUUUUUAGAUUUAGAAUUUGACAAUACUUAG
Molecule: messenger RNA, 1122 nt
Organism: Ceutorhynchus assimilis (cabbage seed weevil)
Lineage: Eukaryota; Metazoa; Arthropoda; Insecta; Coleoptera; Curculionidae
Source: the annotation of a GenBank genome assembly